Eremothecium cymbalariae DBVPG#7215 is the source of this 1941-nucleotide messenger RNA. It is a transcript of the gene TUP1, whose product is annotated as chromatin-silencing transcriptional regulator TUP1. The record is from RefSeq and is a predicted model, not a curated record. The transcript has a single exon. NCBI's taxonomy places the organism in Eukaryota, Fungi, Ascomycota, Saccharomycetes, Saccharomycetales, Saccharomycetaceae. Gene Ontology annotation, molecular function: protein binding. The coding region runs from base 1 to 1941 and encodes 646 amino acids.
AUGUCAAGUUCGGUGACAGCGUCGCAAGCCAAGGUUAAUGAACUUUUGGAGGCUAUUCGACAGGAGUUUAAUAAUGUGUCGCAAGAAGCAACCACUUAUCGUCUACAGAAUCAGAAGGACUAUGAUUUUAAGAUUAGCCAGCAAUUGGCUGAAAUGCAACAAAUUCGGAAUACUGUGUAUGAGUUGGAGCUAACUCAUCGGAAAAUGAAGGAUGCUUAUGAAGAAGAGAUUAAUCGUCUGAAGCUGGAAUUAGAGCAGCGGGACCGUCAGUUGACGCAAUAUGCACAAGGUUCCUCUGUUCCAAUUCCACAACCUGCUGCUGCGGCUGCUGCUGCUGCUGCCGCGGCAGCAGCCGCUGCUUCUCCAGCUCCUGCGGUAGUCGGCACGACUGGAGCUACUGCAUCCAACACGCUACCUUCUAUUGGGGGGGGUGUCGCUGGCUCUAACGUUUUACCCAAGUCGAACACCAUUUCAUCUCCACAACACCACCAUGCUGUUCCAGGUAGUGGGCUGCCCCCACAGUCGUUAGGUUCUGCUCCAAUGGCUCCUAUGGGUGCCCAUCAGCACUUACCACAACCCCAUGCUGCAGUGUCAUUGCAGCCUGGUCAGCCGACUGCCGUAACUGUGGAUGCACAACAGCAGCAAGAACAGGCCCCCUCCUCUGUGGUUCCGCAUCAGGACCCAUCAAAUGAUCACUACUUAGUUCCUUACGAUCAAAGGUCAGUUCAUUCUAAGCCCAUUCCAAGUUUUCUGGUAGACUUGGAUUCUCAGCUCGUUCCCGCUCAUUUGAAGAGGCAAACACCAGAGUACUACGUGUUAUACAACCCGGCUUUACCACGUGAUCUCGAUGUUGAUCUGCACCAUUCUUUAGACCAUUCCAGUGUCGUUUGCUGUGUUAGGUUUAGCAAUGAUGGUGAGUACUUGGCUACUGGCUGUAACAAAACUACUCAAGUCUACAAGGUCUCGACGGGUGAAUUGGUAGCCAGACUUUCUGAUGAUUCUGUGAGUGGAAUCAACAACGAGUCUUCUAGUGUGGUUGCUGGUAAUGGUGCAACCGAAAAGGGUGACGAAAGUUCUGCUACUAUUCAACCAGGCUCUUCCUCUGACUUGUAUAUUCGUUCCGUUUGCUUCUCCCCAGAUGGAAAAUACUUAGCUACUGGUGCGGAGGACAAAUUGAUUCGUAUCUGGGACUUAUCAAGUAAGAAGAUCUUGAUGACUCUACAAGGGCAUGAACAGGAUAUCUACUCUUUAGAUUAUUUCCCUGCCGGUGAUAAGUUGGUAUCUGGCUCUGGUGACAGGACGGUUAGAAUAUGGGAUCUCAGAACUGGUCAAUGUUCUUUGACUCUAUCCAUUGAAGAUGGUGUCACCACCGUCGCUGUAUCUCCAGGAGAUGGAAAAUAUAUUGCUGCAGGGUCCUUAGACCGCACUGUUCGCGUUUGGGACUCGGAAACUGGAUUUCUGGUCGAAAGAUUGGAUUCCGAAAACGAAUUGAGCACUGGUCAUAAGGACUCCGUUUACAGUGUGGUAUUUACUAGAGACGGACGAAGUGUGGUCAGUGGAUCUUUGGACAGAUCGGUAAAAUUAUGGGAUUUACGUGGAUUAAACGGUCAGAAAUCUCACGCUACCUGCGAAGUUACUUAUACAGGACAUAAAGAUUUUGUGCUUUCUGUUGCAACAACGCAAGAUGACGAAUACAUACUUUCUGGUUCCAAAGAUCGCGGUGUCUUGUUUUGGGAUACUGCCUCUGGGAAUCCAUUGUUAAUGUUGCAAGGACACCGCAACUCUGUUAUCUCUGUUGCUGUUGUAAACGGAUUUCCAUUGGGCCCUGAUAUUGGCGUAUUCGCUACUGGUAGUGGUGACUGUAAAGCAAGAAUUUGGAAGUAUACUAAGAAGACUAGUUCCUCCUCAACAGCAGGUAAAGUCAAAGAAGUUAAGGAAUAA